CCGGCGCAGGGAGCCACCAUGAAGCCCCUCGUGCUGCUGGCCCUGCUGGCCCUGCUCGCCCUCGGCCUCUGCCGCAGAGCUGCCGAUCGCUCCACCAGCGCCGACGACUCUCCCAGCUCUGAAGCUUUCAUCUCCAGACGCGCCAGUGCCCAGCUGGUCCAGAGGCAGAAGCGGAAUUACGGCUAUGGCAGCAGCGUCUAUGCGGCCCCGCCGGACCCACUGGAGGCGAAGCGCGAGGUGUGCGAGCUCAACCCCGACUGUGACGAGCUGGCCGACCAGGUGGGCUUGCAGGAGGCGUAUCGGCGCUACUACGGCUUCGUGUAGCCCCCGCCGCCCCCCCCGGCCGCGCUGCGGGGCAGGGGCUGAGCUCUGAGCACCCCUCACGCCCUGCUUUACACCCUUUCUGUUAGCCCCGGAAAGAAAUAAAUGCAUAUCGUGGA
This is a messenger RNA of Myiozetetes cayanensis, 440 nucleotides long. It is a transcript of the gene BGLAP, whose product is annotated as bone gamma-carboxyglutamate protein. The record is from RefSeq and is a predicted model, not a curated record. Gene Ontology annotation, cellular component: extracellular region. The coding region runs from base 19 to 324 and encodes 101 amino acids. Gene Ontology annotation, biological process: osteoblast differentiation; response to vitamin K; regulation of cellular response to insulin stimulus. NCBI's taxonomy places the organism in Eukaryota, Metazoa, Chordata, Aves, Passeriformes, Tyrannidae. The transcript is spliced from 4 exons. Gene Ontology annotation, molecular function: hydroxyapatite binding; calcium ion binding; structural constituent of bone.